GCGCUGAUGCCGCCCUUCCACUCUCCCCGUCGACAUGUCCUGAAGUCCAAACUCCAAACCCCUGACCCUCUCUGACCUCGGAGAUGGCGGCGUCACUCUCCAAGCACCUCCGCCUCCGCCUGCGCGGCGGCGGCGGCGAGCGACGCCUCCUCCCCUCCCGCGCCUCCACUUCUCACGCCUCAUCACCCGGACCUCCUCCUCCGCCGCCGCCUCCUCCCGGCGUCGCCGCGCCUCCGCCCCCAGGGGCGGGGAAGGAGGCGAGCGCGUGGUCCAAGCUCUUCCUCUUCGCGCCCGGCGCCAUCACCUUCGGCCUCGGCACAUGGCAGCUCUUCAGGAGGCAGGAGAAGAUAGCGAUGCUGGAUUACAGAACGCGGAGGCUGGAGAUGGAGCCCGUGGCGUGGAACGAGGCGACCUCUUCCGCUGCCCUGCGUGAUCCGGACGCGCUGGAGUUCCGGAAGAUAGUGUGCGAGGGCGACUUCGACGAGGAGAAAUCAGUGUUCGUCGGACCUCGCUCGCGGAGCAUCUCGGGUGUGACAGAGAAUGGGUAUUAUGUCAUCACUCCGUUGAUUCCCAGGUUGACUGAGCCCAGCAGUUUGCAGUCACCUAUCCUUGUGAAUAGAGGAUGGGUUCCUCGUGGAUGGCGUGAUAAAAAUGUUAAGGAUAACCAAAUCCUGGAUGAAGCUUCAGAAUCAAAAGCUGUUAAACAGCCAGACGGAAAAAGUUCAUGGUGGAAGUUUUGGUCUAAUGAACCUAAAUUAUCUCCUGAGAUUGAAAAACCUAGAGAACCUCCUGUAAGAGUUACUGGAGUAAUCCGAGGAAGUGAGAAGCCAAGUAUAUUUGUUCCAGCGAAUGAGCCCAAUAGUGGCCAGUGGUUUUACGUGGAUGUUCCCAUGAUUGCUCGUGCUUGUGGGCUUCCUGAAAAUACUGUUUAUAUAGAAGAUAUAAACGAAAACGUCUCUCCAACAAACCCUUAUCCUGUUCCAAAAGAUGUCAACACCUUGAUUCGUCACUCAGUGAUGCCAGAAGACCAUCUCAAAUAUACUUUUACAUGGUAUACUCUUUCUGCUGCUGUGACUUACAUGGCUUCCAAGAGGAUAAAGGCUAAGAAGGUUAGGUUGCGACAGUAACAGGAAUAUAGUCCACCAAAUCCAUCGCAGAUGCCCAAACUGCCCCUUUCGUCUCAUCAGGCAAUAAGUAUAAGAUUGCCCUCGUUUUGUUUUGAUAUGCCGUACAUUGGCUAGCUGUUUCUCCUGGUGGAGCCCAGCCCAGAGGAUACAGCAAUUUUGUAUGAUGAUUGUUUCCGCCGGCUGGAAGGGCUGUCUGUAACUGCAAGGUUGCCGAUUCCUUGUAAUAUUUUUGUCAGGGAGCUUACAUACUGAGUAGCCUUAUCUUUUCGCAUUUUUGUAGGAUGAUUGUUUCAUCCGAGAAAUUGUUGCACCGGGUUGCCGACAAUGCA
Panicum virgatum (switchgrass) is the source of this 1456-nucleotide messenger RNA. Its product is annotated as surfeit locus protein 1-like. Lineage: Eukaryota; Viridiplantae; Streptophyta; Magnoliopsida; Poales; Poaceae. The record is from RefSeq and is a predicted model, not a curated record. Gene Ontology annotation, cellular component: membrane. The transcript is spliced from 6 exons. Bases 84 to 1127 code for a protein of 347 amino acids.